CACUUCAACAAAUAAAUUAUUUUCAAAUAAAACACAGAAACUCAAAACAAUGGUCGCCAUAUUUGUUGUUCAUACUCGCAAGGCUUGUAAAUUUAGCCACCAGAGGCCGCACACUUCGCGAUUUUCGCGAAUAACUUGUUUAUGGAAAAGUUGCCUAAAGCCUCCCAUAACUAGAAAUGAUAGGUUUAUAGUCCUGACCUUUGGUCAUGACAGCUAACUAGAAAAGAAUGAAACAGAAGAACUUAUAUAUAUUUGACAUUUCAACUCAGCGACAGAUGCAGUUAUUGAUAAAGCACUUUUCUUCUGGACUUAUUAGAAUGAGCAGAAAAAUAAACUACCCUUCGGCCGACAGAAACAAGACGCCGAUCCUCGAAGUCCUGCAGAAGCACAUCGACCACACAGUCGAGGGCAAAGUACUCGAGAUAUCGUCCGGCACUGGACAGCACCUGGCUCAUUUCGCUCCGAACUUUCCGAAGCUGACUUUCCAACCGACGGAAGUCGAGACGUCCUUGUUUGACAGCAUCGACGCCUACGCUGAUGACGUACCGACUAAAAACGUCAAAAAGGCCUUAUUCGUCAACGUAAUGGAGGAUUUCGCGAAGUGGGGGCUAGCCGGGGACUUUGAUUACGUCAUCAACGUCAACAUGAUCCACGUGACCCCGUUUUCUUGCUCGAUAGGGCUGUUCAAGAAUGUGAGCGAGGCGCUCAAGCCUAAAGGGCUGCUUUUCACUUACGGGGCUUACGCUAACAAUGGGGUGUUGGAACCGCAGUCGAAUAGGGAUUUCGAUAGGAACAUCAGGUUGAAGGAUCCUAAUUGUGGGGUGAGGGAUAUACAGGAUUUGGUCAAGGUAGCGGAGACUUACGGGAUCAAACUCGUUUGUAUUUAUGAUUUGCCUGCUAACAAUAAGUGUCUGGUUUGGGAGAAGCUGAUGGAGAAUGUUUGAUGAUUUCAUAGGUUUUGAAUGAUUAUAAUGGACGUUCUUCAGCUCAAUUCAAAAUCUGUGAUUUAUUUGAUUGAAUUUGAACUGUUGUUAAAUUCGUAUUUGUGAGUCUAAGUUGUAUUAAUAAAUACUAACUGAAAUGCCACAGGCAAAACAUUCGAAUGAAUAUUUGCAAUUUUAAAUCAUUUUUGACAUAUCUGUAUGUUUGAAUUCAUUUGAGCGUUAUACUUACGACGUCAAUGGAAUAAAGAAAUGAAUCCACUAUUCAUAAUGAAUCAACAUUGUAUAAACCCAUCCUCAUCAACAUGAAAUGGCAGCAUACAGUAUAUCCAUCUAAACUCCGUUACCCUCUACUAAUUUUCAAUACACCUGGUAUGUUGCAUCAAAAUUUGGAAGGCUCAA
Molecule: messenger RNA, 1343 nt
Organism: Phaedon cochleariae (mustard beetle)
Lineage: Eukaryota; Metazoa; Arthropoda; Insecta; Coleoptera; Chrysomelidae
Source: the annotation of a GenBank genome assembly